AAACCUAACUCGAAAAUCCAUGUACACCCAAUCAGCUCCAACAUAUCUUAUCAGAGAGAGCAACACAAAUCCACACAAAAAUCAUUGCAUAACGUGAGUCCCGUUCAAUCCACACAAAAUUAAAUAAAAUAUAGGUACACCCACGAUAUCUUUACAUGCAGAACGAUUUCAUUUUUUCAGUUUAUUUUUGUCUUGUUAUAUAAGCAGCUUAAAUCAAAUGAAAUUAGUCCUUUUUGUGCUCUGAAACAAAGCUUCAGAGAAUUUUGAAGAUGGCAGCACUGGCAUUAACCUCUGUACCUUCCAGAGCAGGAGGCAGUGGGUUUCAUAACAUUUUAGAAGCAAAGGGUCUCAAAAUAAGACACGUAAGUGCAAAUGUCAAUAGAUUUUCAUUCAGAAUUCCGAACGAGCUGCAACUAAAGUGCCAUAAAACCUGCCAACUACAGCCUUUACAUGACAAGACUAGUUAUAGAUAUGCAUGGAGGAGGCCACACAAAAAUAGAAUGUUGGUGUUUGCCUAUUCUGCUAAAGAGGAGAAUUCUGAGGCAAGAAAUCUGUUAACUGAUGUGGUGGUGAAAAAAUCAAGGCCACUGUCAUCUCUAUUGGAUAGAAAAUGGAGUUCUGCAGACAUGGCUACAGCAGUGGUUGUAUUUGGAAUGCAUGCACUGUGCUUGUUGGCACCUUUUACUUUCACUUGGAAGGCCUUUGGAGUAUUUGUGAUGCUUUAUGUUAUCACUGGACUGUUGGGUAUCACACUCUCAUAUCAUAGGAAUCUCUCUCACAGAAGCUUCAAGCUUCCCAAAUGGCUGGAGUACAUCUUUGCCUACUGUGGUGCACAGGCAGUACAGGGUGAUCCAUUGGAUUGGGUAAGCACGCAUCGGUAUCAUCACCAGUACUGUGAUUCUGUGAAGGACCCACACAGCCCAAAUGAAGGAUUUUGGUUCAGUCACAUGAGCUGGAUGUUCGAUGAAAAAUCUAUGACUAACAGAAUUGGGGAACGAAACAAUGUUUCUGAUCUAGAGAAGCAGCCAUUUUAUAAAUUUUUGCGUAGUACAUACAUUAUUCAUCCUAUUGCAUUGGCAUUGUCCCUGUAUGCCCUUGGAGGUCUUCCUUUUCUAGUUUGGGGGAUGGCUGUGCGGGUAGUUUGGGUAUAUCAUAUAACCUGGCUUGUGAACUCAGCUUGUCAUGUCUGGGGCUAUCAGUCAUGGAAUACAGGGGAUCUUUCCAGGAACAAUUGGUGGGUUGCUGCACUAGCCUUUGGUGAGGGAUGGCACAACAACCAUCAUGCCUUUGAGUUUUCUGCUCAGCAUGGUCUUGAAUGGUGGCAACUUGAUAUAACAUGGUAUGUUAUACAGAUCUUAGAAGCUGUUGGACUGGCAAAAGAUAUCCGUCUGCCUUCCAAGCAACACAAGGCAAGAAUGUCGUUCUAACCUGGGGUGUAGGGCAUAUUCAUUCAUAUUUCAUACAAAAUGGAUUGCAGGGCUUCUUCAUAUUCUUGUGAAAGUUGUUAUAUACUCUAGAAGUUACCAAGUUAUCACACCCAGCUCAAAAUUUUGUACUGAGAGAAGUAGAAUAUGUGUACUGUCCGUUUCAAUUCCCUAUGGGCUAUAUUUCUGUCAGGCAGCUUUUUGUUUCCUCUAUUUUGACACACACAAACAUUUUCUUGAGGUGAGCGUUAUAUGGUUGACGAGAUAAUGUAAUAUCCACAAAAUGCCUCCUGAUAUGGGCUUGAAGAAAUAUCUCCAGAAGAUAUCAGCCAAGGACUGAGUGAAGCAGUCAAGGGCCUAAUGCCUUCAAAUUUGUCCAAUUCAAUUUGUUUCUUUUAACAGUUUAAUGUCACUUAUGCCAUGAAUGAAAGAAGCUUCACGAUGAAA
Cryptomeria japonica (Japanese cedar) is the source of this 1871-nucleotide messenger RNA. RefSeq names its product palmitoyl-monogalactosyldiacylglycerol delta-7 desaturase, chloroplastic. The record is from RefSeq and is a predicted model, not a curated record. Gene Ontology annotation, biological process: lipid metabolic process. Gene Ontology annotation, cellular component: endoplasmic reticulum membrane. NCBI's taxonomy places the organism in Eukaryota, Viridiplantae, Streptophyta, Pinopsida, Cupressales, Cupressaceae. The coding region runs from base 270 to 1427 and encodes 385 amino acids. The transcript is spliced from 5 exons. Gene Ontology annotation, molecular function: oxidoreductase activity, acting on paired donors, with oxidation of a pair of donors resulting in the reduction of molecular oxygen to two molecules of water.